AUGAAAACACCCAAACACACGGAGAAUGAGGAUUUUGGAUCGAAGCUGCAGCAAGCGGCGAAUGCGGUCUUCACAGGCGAUCAGAAAUCGAGAUACUCGAAAGUCGAAGUCAUCCUGUUAUCGUGGGAAGACGAAGAUCCAAAACUCCCAGUGUCGCUAGAGAUAAUGGACCUAGCUGCUGUCUUCAUAGAUAUUUACCAUUACGAAGUGCAGGAAUGGCAAAUACCGUCAGAGGACAGCCACAAUCAGCUCCAAUCCAGAAUACUCACUUUCCUUGGCAAGAGCGAUCCACAGCAUCUGAAGAUUGUCUACUAUGCAGGUCAUGGCAGACUGACGAACCAUGGUACCCCUGCCUGGACGAGUCUUCGAAAUAGCAAGAAGGAACGGUGUCCGACCGUUAAGUGGUCUGGCAUUCAGAACACCCUCGAAGAGUCAAGAUCAGAUGUAUUGAUUCUUCUGGACUGCUGUGCUUCAGGAGUCUGUACUACCGACGAAGGUAAUGGAGUUACUGAGCUUAUUGCGGCUUGUGCCUAUAAUGCUACUGCCAACGGGGUUGGACCUUUCUCUUUCACACACGCACUCAUCGCCAAACUUCGACUGAUGGCACAGCUUCCUUAUUUCAACAUUGGGUAUCUCUACAAUGCUAUAUUUACAGAAGUUCAAGGCUGGAGAAUCGAGGACUCUCAAUUCAAGAAAGCUCCUAUCCAUCUUGUUCUGAGCCAGAAUCAAAGUUUACACAGAAGUAUUUGCUUGUCCAAGAAGCCUGAGACUUCCUCCAACGGAGAGGACUCGUCAGGGCCAACUCUAUCUUCUAGAGAGCCAGAAAAUAUCCCACCAACAAAUGAUGCACCUCCGCCCAAGCAGAAGUCAGCUUCGACUGAAACCACUCCGUUAGGUGACAACAGCCCCUUCAGUCAAGACGCAGCCUCUACUUCAGCAAGCUCCAUUUCGCCAUUGCCAGAAUACCCAAGGCUUCUUUUCAGCAUACGUCUCACUGAAGAUGUCAAGCCUGCUGAUCUCUCAUGCGAGCUAUUCUCAGAAUGGCUGCGUCAAGUUCCUGUAUCUGCCGAUGCUGUGAGAGUCGAAGCGGGCUUCGCCAGUGACUCCACAUUAUUGAUUGUAUCUAUUCCGGUUUCGAUGAUGGCAUAUUUACCAAAGGAUUCAGCCAUCACUCUACUUGGGACUUCUAGGUCUGCGAACCUCAUGGCGAUGUGCACAGUCAACAUAUCUUCAAUUUCAGCACCAUCAAGAAGACAGAGGAGCUUUAAUUAUGUGCCUUAUGAGAAAGAUUACGAAGAAGAUAUCCGAAAAUUGCGGACAAGUCUAGCAAGAUCACCAGCAACAUCCAUGGGAUCGAAGAUGGUAUAUCCGUCCGAAACUCGUCGCUCAUCCGGCAGACGAAAUUCAGAACUAAAAGAAGGCAAGAGACAAGGUGCAAAUCCACCAAAGGAUAUUGUUCAGAAAACUAGACCGAGCCUUCGCAGAUCUCCUGCAAUAGCAGGUUCUGUUGCAGACAAAUUCAGAGCAACAUCGUCAAGAACAUCUAGAAAAACCCCCCACUCAUUUACGUCCCCGAAUGAUCAGAAACCGGCAGUUUUUAGUGCUAAUUUUCGCUCCGGCUCUGAAAAUGAAGAUACCGAGGAAGAUAUUUUUCCAGACUCAGAUGGAGAAUCCCAUGACUCGGCUCGCGAACCGAAAAAAGAUAGCGGCAUCUAUAUGGGGAUAUCGGAUUUCGAUUUUGAGGCAGCGGUCGAGGCAGAGCGCAUGUCUGACUUCAAGAGGCAAAUGCAGUAGUAUGACAAAGCAUUGAAGAGAUACUAUCGUGAAUUUGGUUCAAAAGUAAACAGGUCGGAAAUCUGGGGGAAGAAAAAUGGCUGUGUGGGACUGUGAAAAAUGAAUUGAGGGUGCAGUUUGAUAC
Mollisia scopiformis is the source of this 1918-nucleotide messenger RNA. RefSeq lists its product as uncharacterized. The record is from RefSeq and is a predicted model, not a curated record. The coding region runs from base 1 to 1794 and encodes 597 amino acids. The transcript is spliced from 3 exons. NCBI's taxonomy places the organism in Eukaryota, Fungi, Ascomycota, Leotiomycetes, Helotiales, Mollisiaceae.